Messenger RNA from Chroicocephalus ridibundus (black-headed gull), 4284 nucleotides. RefSeq names its product ubiquitin conjugating enzyme E2 H (gene UBE2H). Gene Ontology annotation, molecular function: ubiquitin conjugating enzyme activity. Bases 3147 to 3488 code for a protein of 113 amino acids. The record is from RefSeq and is a predicted model, not a curated record. Gene Ontology annotation, biological process: protein polyubiquitination; ubiquitin-dependent protein catabolic process. Gene Ontology annotation, cellular component: nucleus. NCBI's taxonomy places the organism in Eukaryota, Metazoa, Chordata, Aves, Charadriiformes, Laridae. The transcript has 5 exons.
UCAGUGCCCCAUCUACCCUUUUUUUAAACACCUCCAGGGAUGGUGAAUCCACCACCUCCCUGGGCAGCCUAUUCCAAUGUUUAAUAACCCUUUCAGUGAAAAAAUGUUUCCUAAUAUCCAAUCUAAACCUCCCCUGACGUAACUUGAACCCGUUUCGAAUAGGUACUAAGCUGAGGACCGGGGCAGAGGUCUUGCUCUCCUGCCCUCUCCCCCGUCUCCUACCACGGUUUCUCAACCCGUGGUGCACGGCGGGCUCGUGAUCAGUUACACAAGAAGGUAGUGCCUGAAAUGAGUGCAAUGUGGUUUUAAAAAUAAAAAAACCCAAACAUGUUCCCUUGCAGGCUUUUGGACGUUUGGGGGGGGGGGAGUAAUAAACCUUGUUUAGACUAAUCUUAUCUGGCUGUUUGGCAACACUGCAGGAGUACUUGGGAGAUCUUUUUCCAUUAGGUAGGUUGUCCAGUGGUUAAAAAAAGCGGAGGAAAAAACACUGCUCUUGACCUCUCUGUGCUGUACAUAAGCUCUUGCGUGCUGAUCUCUGUGCACAUAGUUCUGCCCCAAGCCUUGGGUGGUCACCCAAGCCACCUUGAUUUGGUGUGGGAUUUAAAACUCGCUGCAUCCUGCUUCAGAGAGACUGUAGCCACCCUUCCCACCUCGUCAGCCAGGCAGUCUGAACCGUUUCCUGAUUUGGCCUUAAUCUCUCAUUAAAAAUAAAACUUUGAGGCUUGACGGUCUCACUGCACUGGGAAGUCAGGAGUGCUCAUACACACUUGUCCGGUUGGCUCUUUGUUUGGCACCAUGGUGGAAUCUGCUGUCACAGUUGUUCAGGUAGAGAAGUGUCCAGCUGGCCUUAUUUUAUGAGCAAAGAGAGCCGACACGUGGGCAAGCAGUGGUUAGUUUGGGAUGGGUAAGUGGAUAUAAAUUAGCUCCCCUCUGGCACGUUCCCCAGAGACGGUGGGAAGUCCUCUUACAGUUAUCGCUGGUAUGGGUCAGCCGUGCAGCUGACUCUUCGCAAGAAGACGCGAAGCCGGGAGGCUGGGAUGUGCUGUGUUUGCUGGCGUGCUGCUUUGCCUCCUUCCUGCAUGUUUCACCAGGGCUAGCAGCACCGGCAUCGCUUUGAAGAGCUGUGCUGCGGGGGGGAAAAAAAGUCUCUUUUGGGGACGUCUCACCUAACCUACCAGCUCAGCUGGCUGUACUUUGAGCUCAGAUAAACAACUGACCACCUUUUGAAGCGCCGCUUGCUGGAUUGCAGCCGGUUCCUGACUUGGAGGAGAAGCACCAGGAGGUACAGGAAGCUUUCUUCCGCUGUGGAGCUGUGAAAAGAGCGAGGAGACAGUCUCCAGCCUAGGUUUCUGAUCCGUCUUAUCUCCAAGUUUCGAGUCCUUUUGUGCCUGAAGGGUAGAUGAGGGCUCUACCAAGGUAGGGGAUGUUUUUUAGAUCACAGUCCAGCCCUAUAGGCAUAGUGAUAGGGGAGCAAUCGAUGCGGAACAGCCUCUUGCAGGAGUUUUCUGCCUAGAGGCUCCACAGGACAACCAGAGGUCCCUUGAGAGUCCUCAGUACUCCCCAAGUUAUCCAGGGAUUUGGGAUCUACCUCUUGGAGGAGAACUUGCUGGCAGAACAGCUCGCGACAGCCCGUUGGUGCCGGCAGUGCCUUCUAGCCCUUUCUUGGGAGCUUUAAUCUGCAGUUGUUCAAGAGAGACGCUGACAUCAGCAUAAGUGUGAAAUUCCUCCCUGGUUCUCCACUGCGGUUUUGCUCACCUGGAGACCACGUUCAGCUCUCGUCCAGCCACAGGGCCCCAUCCUCGGAGUGACCGCUUGGACCAAACUGUGAGUCUGUGGCCUGGAAGUUCAGACCCGUCCAUGGUUGGUGCGUGCACGCAGUGAGAGAACUUCAUUUAAUGCUGGAAUAUGUCCAGCUGCUGGAGCUUUAUGAAUGUUCUUGUGUUUCCAGCGUCGAGGAAGAUUGACAGCCUUUCAGUUAGCUGAUUUUUAAUUUAAAAAUGUGCUUCUCUUCAAAGAUUUUGUCGACCCAAGGAGCGAUUACUCCAGGGCUAUUGCUGAACUACCAGCAUUUUUGAAGGUCAGCAUCUGCAUAUUGGUCUCAGCAUCUUCCAGUAUCGGAACAGAUGUGUCUCUCUCUAUUGUGUAACUCCUUUGUGGAUGUACAGGUUUUUUUCUGUUGUCACCCAAAGGAAAGGCUUUUUGUCCAUACAGAUUUUAGGCAGUCCUGCUUUACUUUCAAAGACAAGCCUGGAUCUUGCUGUCCUUUAUGGCGUGUGGACUGCAGCCACUCUGCUGCUCGAAUUCUUCCUAAGCGUUGGUUAUUCCAAGGUUCAAUGUGAAUAUCGUUUUAAAAUGUUAAAUUGUUUGCAGCCAGUCCCGUACACAGAAUCACGACUGCUCAGGCUGUGACUUUGGCUUCGUGCUGCAGGCUGUGGUGAGAACCCAAAAUCAAGAGCCUGUCCCUUGGUACUCUUGGCGGAGCGCUCACCUUGAGUUCUGCGCAGUGUAUUAGUUGGGGUGUGCCGUGUUCAAGACUAUGGCAGUAAGCCUGCCCCAAUGUUUAUGCCGGCUUGGGAGAUCUUUUUUUACUCCUGACUUCCUCUUUAAAUUGGAAUUUCAUUUUUACCUGGGUGCUUAUGCUUGCUUUGUCUUUUGUAUUUGGAGAAAUAAAUACAGAGCGAGUCAUACUGACUUAUUGGAGGAAUAUUGGUGCUUUAUCACUGCAGGUGACUUGACAUUUCAAAUAGAGGAGGAGAUAAUAGGUUUGAGCUUCUUUCUGGGUCAAGAAAAGGAAAAACGUUGAACAGAGUUGCUCUGGGCCUGGGCAGUUUGUGUCCGUAGGAGAACGAGACUGGGAGGACCUUGAAGAAUUGCAACAACCUGGAAAACAAGGAGUGCGGGAAGAGGAUGUUUGUGUUCUUUCUUGAAGAACAACUCUUUCAUUUGCAAAGCUUGAGACCAAGGACAGUGUGAAAGAAGGGAUUGUUCCUUGCCUGGAUGAAUGCAAAGAUCACAGGGAAGAAUUACAGAUCUCUAGCACAGGAGCUGCUUGCGCAGACAACCUUAAUCUCUUCUCCCUGGACAUCAAGGGCAGCUUAAAUGCUGAAGUGUGUGUAUGAAGAAUUGACCAAAACCUUACAGGAUUCAUGAAUAAAAUUUUCCAUCCCAACAUUGACGAAGCGUCAGGAACUGUAUGUCUAGAUGUAAUCAAUCAAACUUGGACAGCUCUCUACGAUCUCACCAAUAUAUUUGAAUCGUUCCUGCCCCAGCUGCUGGCCUAUCCUAACCCUAUAGAUCCUCUAAAUGGUGACGCUGCAGCCAUGUACCUCCACCGACCAGAAGAGUACAAACAGAAAAUUAAAGAAUACAUUCAGAAAUAUGCAACAGAAGAAGCACUAAAAGAACAGGAAGAAGGCACCGGGGACAGCUCGUCCGAGAGCUCCAUGUCCGACUUCUCUGAAGAUGAGGCUCAGGAUAUGGAGUUGUAGUAGAAGAGGCAACCUGCUUUUCAGAGAGACUCUAAUUUCCUAACCAUGAGAAGCAGACUAUAAUAUUCAUAUUUAAACAAAGCAAUUUUUUUUAUUACUAAACAAGGUUUUUAUGAAUAAUAGCAUUGAUAUAUAUAUAUAUAUCACCCUUUAGAUCUUGAUUUUUUUUUUUCUUGGUCAUUUCUCGAACCCGAGGUGCAUAGCAUAUUCCCACAUUCCAUUUUGGUAGCAAUAUGCAGCCCGAAUGCAUGCAUUCAAAUUCCAUUUGGCCAAGUCAACUUGUGUGCUACUGAACUGUCAGCUAAAACAGCUGCCCUGGUAGGUAGGGAGUUAGCAAAGAUGUUUGCUUUCGUAUCGAUGUUUCCAAAGACGCCACCUUGGAUGCUUAACGUGGAACAGCGUUUUCGCAAAGUCUAAAAUCUGGGGGAUGAUAUACUAACCGUGUAGAUCAGAACAGUGGAAUAAAAGGUGCUCCUUCAGGUCAACCUUGCUGAUCGUAUUUUACGUGGAGUCACAUUUAAAGAAAUAAAAUAAUAAAAACAAACAGUACAAAUGCAUGGAGCUAUUCAGAGCAUUGAAGCUUAAAAAUUUUGACUUGGAUUUUAAGUCCGUUUUUAUAUGUGGACUCCUGCCUGCCCUUCUGAACUGUAGGGACUGACAACCACUGGUCUAUUUGCUUUUGGGACUUUUGAACGCCUUCAUCUGGAUGUUGUUCACUUUCUCGGUCUGGAUUACGAGCUGUUCCCCUUUUUGGGAGGAAAAAAAAAAGCAAAACAAAACAAAAAAAAAACAAAAA